GGGGAUUGGGAGGUAAAGUUGUUGCUUCUUCUUCUUCUUCUUCUUCUUCCCAUCUACCAGCAGAGACUGUUUUUCAAGGUGUGCAGUGCCAGUGGGUAUUGGCGGAGGCCAUGGAACAGAAGCAGAAACCAGGCCUUCUUCCAGGCUGACUCUUUCUGCUGCUGUGUCAAUUCUCAUUCUCACCUGACGACUGAACAUACAACAAUCGACAUUGCCCUGCUAAUUGUGUCAAACAAAUUAAACUAAUCAAGUGCAUUUUACCAAUCGAUUUCGAGUUAAUAGUGCGUGUGUUAGUGUGUGUUGAGUGUCUGGUGCACACCUGAGUCAUGGCUUUCUUGUGUCCAGUGAGGAUACGCCGAGGCAAGAAGAAAAAAGCUGAUGAUAAAGACACGAUCCGACCGCCAGGAAUGGGACGCAUCACCGGCAGCGCUUCCAUCGAGACGCUGGUCCGCGUCGGAAUCGAGAAGGAGAACGGCCUGUCGCCCGACAGCAAAAUGAUCGUCCUGCACGAUUUCACGCCCUGCGUCGACGACGAACUGGAAGUGAAACAAGGAAACGUGGUGAAUGUGCUGUACCAGGAGAACGAUUGGGUCUACGUCAUUGGCGAGGAUCAGCGCGAAGGUUUCAUUCCUCAUUCGUAUUGCGCUCCUUACACGCCGCACCUGGGCGAAAUGACGUUGACGGUCAAGAAAAAGUUGCCAAGAGAUUUGGGCAUUCCCAACGCGACGGACAUCAAUAACGGCAGCGCAGGCGGUCCAGGUGGUGGUGGUGGAGGAGGAGGAAGUACGAGCGCCGGAGUGAGUGGAAACAAUGGCGGAGGUGAAGGCACCAAUCAACACAACACAACCAUCAACAGUACCCGCUCGUCGUUCUUCCCACCGGGAACCCUGGCGCUGGGUGAUGGAUCGGAUAAUGAGAGCUACGGUACCAAGUCUCUCAUGCCGGCCAACAGUCCCAUCCAAAGUAUGCACGGCCAGCAACCGCAACAACAGCCCAGCCGGCACGUCCAAUCCAGUUCCACCCAAAGUCUCAAUUCUCAACUUUCUCACCCAGACAUUCACCCAUUCUUCAAGGAUCCGUCCGGGAGGUACAUUGUGCUGUAUACGUUCAUCGCCCGUGAUGAAAAUGACGUCAGCGUCGAACGGGGUGAAUUUGUGACCGUUUUGAAUCGUGAAGACCCCGAUUGGUAUUGGGUGGUUCGCAGUGACGGCCAGGAAGGUUUCGUUCCCAGCGCAUUCGUCUAUCCGGCCGAAGCCAUACAGAGUCACGUGACUCAGGCGUGCGGUAGUCCAGUGCCGGCCAUGAGCAAUCUCAACAACAGCAACAACAUGCCCACAUCGCCAACGGGAUCCGAUGACAUGCGGUACCACGGAACCGAGUUGGUCAUGCUCUACGACUACAAAGCGCAAGCUCCUGACGAUCUGUCGGUUCGCAGGGGUGAUUGGGUCUACGCCGAUUUGAACAAUCAAACAGUUGACGGAUGGCUCUGGGCAUUUGCGCCAAAGUCGAGAAAGUACGGUUUCAUUCCGAAAGCCUACGCCCGUCCACCAGCCAUGACUAGCCUGUAACAUAUACUCAACAUCAAAGAAAAUACUCUCUUUCAUUUUCUCUCUCUCUCUCCUUGUCGUUCGUUGACUCCCUAAUAAUUUCACUCGACGACAAACUCUUUCUUUAAGUUAAUUUCUUGAAAUAUUUCCCCCCUUUGCUGGACAUUUCUCCGACUGUGCUGGACGUUCUUCUAGUGGACGAAA
This is a messenger RNA of Daphnia pulex (common water flea), 1751 nucleotides long. It is a transcript of the gene Dlish, whose product is annotated as SH3 domain-containing protein Dlish-like. Bases 327 to 1568 code for a protein of 413 amino acids. The record is from RefSeq and is a predicted model, not a curated record. The transcript has 7 exons. Lineage: Eukaryota; Metazoa; Arthropoda; Branchiopoda; Diplostraca; Daphniidae. Gene Ontology annotation, molecular function: protein binding.